CCGCUUCCCAUUACUUGAUUCUUUUCUCUUCGUCUUUAUCCGCUCAACAACAAAUGUACAAGACCACUUCUUCACAAGCGACAGUCUACACGCAAUUCAAAAGAGCAACGGCCACCGUUGCUAGUAAUUAUCAUGACGAGAGGUUAUACACUAGCUGGUCCGCGAAACAGCGGCAGAAAGAGCAGCAGCAACUGACAACGUCAAAAGUGAUAACUCACGCAACAGUACCAACCACUUCUACUGUAUUCAAGUACUCUCAGCAACCUGUAUUGAAUUAUAAACAGAAUGAUGACAAUCUAUAUUUAACGUUGGAGUACUGGAGGCGACACUUGGAAUUUGUUAAUGCAGCAGUAAAAGACGACGAUGACGACGAUGAAGAUGACAGCAGUACCAUUGGUUUUUUGGCGCCAUUAAAGGAAAGAGACAAUUCAUCCCCAGCAUGUACAGCACCACUAGCAUCACCAUCACAGCAACAGCGGCGAGGAAUUACAUCAGCAUCUGAAGAAGCGCUAGCAACAACCAAAGAACAGACUUCCACAAUGACGACGGGGACGAUGAGGAAAGGACGGAUUCAACUGCUUCCAGAUGAGAUAAUCUACCAAAUAUUCGAAUGCUUUGAAGUGUAUGAUUUGCUAGAAUGUGCUAGUGUUUGUCCAGCUUGGUGUAGCAUCAUCAUGGUCGAAUACCCAGAAUUUUGGGAGACAAUUGCACCUUUUUUACCCAAAAUGGAUCAAGCCAAAAUGCAAUCCCUGCUACUGCCGUCGCCAGGUUGUACAAGGGCUGUCCUGAAUGGCCCCAUGGACAUUGAUUUGGCGGAUAGCAUACUUUCGCUUAUGGCCUAUUACUCGGGAAUGAAUAACAAGACAGUUGAAAAGCUAUACUUUAGCGAUUUGGUGUUGACAGAACAGGCCUCGCAAUUUCUCGCUCAAGCUUUACAGAAAAGUCCUUCCUUGAAACAAGUCAACUUUAGCAAUUGCAACAUUCCAAUCCACAUGGUCGUCAACACCCUAUUACCUGCCUGUACGAAAUUGGAGCACGUAACUUUCUCGCAGAGUACCCCAGUGGACGCAAGAUACAGCAUCCCGCCAUCGAUGCGAAAACAGAUACUACUCAGCGGCCAUCAUGACUAUGCAUCACUUACAUAUCUCAAACUUGCGUUCCAGCAUUGUGACUCUUUUGGCGAUGUUUCAACGGGGCAACUAUGUGGCAUCCUACGGCGGUGUCCUAACCUAAAACACCUAUUACUGGAAUCUGCAGGCGCACUUCACCAUGGCGACUGUAUCAAUGGUGCACUAGAUCAUUGUCCUCGACUAAAAACGCUAGCUCUGACCCCCGACGCGGAAAUGCCUCCCACCUUCACUAUCAACGAAAAUUACUACGAUAAUGAUGAUGCUGUUCAUGGUGAUGGUUUACAACAUCUUGUCUUGGUUGGCAGAAACAUCAAAAUAUCAGACAAGGAUCAUACACGAGUUUUUAGACAGCAUCAUCAAACGCUCAAACUCGUGUACCUGUAUUACGACACGGCCACCAUAAUUCAAUCCUUACAACUGCUUGUCAAAUUCGGAGCGCCCAAGUUACAGGAAUUACGGAUAUCGAACGACGAAAUCAUUUACGACGACAUAACAAAACGAAAGAAACCAAAGGCUGUUGAUGAUGACCCGUCGUUCGUCGAAAAGCUAUUGGUGGAAAUGUUUUCCGGCCGGUGUUGUCCAGCACUAGAAGCCCUCGAGCUUACCCAACGUAUCCUUGGUAUACCGUCUUAUUACUAUCCAAAAAAGAACCAGUACGCCUUCACUUUGCAAUGGCCGUUCUAUCACACCAAAGUUGCAACCAACAAAAAGUUCCAGUUUGUCCUCGACGUGGAUGAUUCGGUAUUGGAAGCAAUUGCCAGCAAUUGCUCGUUGCUACGACACUUGGUUAUCAAGGGACUCUACAACACUACAGAUAGUGGAUGGAUGCAAUUUGGAGAUAUGAUGCUCAAUCACGAUGACAAGGAUGGGGUGCGUGAUAACGGUUGUCGUUUGGUCGAUCUGGCCAUCCAAGCAGAGUUUGAUCCGGCGUUGGAGAUUAUCAAAAAACUCACAAAUGUAAAGAGAUACCGUGUCUAUCACUAUCCAUCUUUUCCUCCCAGCGCGCCACGGCCAGAGCAGCAGAUUGAAAUGGAUAGUAUAAUGCAAGAACGACCAGGUGGAAAGUUUCAAAUGGUUUAUGUUAAUUAUGAGACGCCUGACGAUUACUGGUACGAUCGUCGGCAGUCUUUCUCUGAAGACUUGAAAAAUGUAAUAUAAUAUGAAAUACACACGUUUCACUCUAAACAAAAUUAGUGUUACUCUUGUUGUUGCCAUCCCCACGCAUUCAAUGAGUUUCUAGGCAUGGUUUGAUGUAAUAGCAGCCCUCUACUAUCCUUCCCCCCCCCUCCCUUGAAUGCAGGUACAGUAGUGGGU
Molecule: messenger RNA, 2444 nt
Organism: Zychaea mexicana
Lineage: Eukaryota; Fungi; Mucoromycota; Mucoromycetes; Mucorales; Lichtheimiaceae
Exons: 2
Coding region: 54-2288 (744 amino acids)
Molecular function (GO): protein binding
Source: RefSeq, a predicted model, not a curated record